Drosophila subpulchrella is the source of this 2162-nucleotide messenger RNA. RefSeq names its product U4/U6 small nuclear ribonucleoprotein Prp3 (gene Prp3). The record is from RefSeq and is a predicted model, not a curated record. Lineage: Eukaryota; Metazoa; Arthropoda; Insecta; Diptera; Drosophilidae. The coding region runs from base 169 to 1968 and encodes 599 amino acids. Gene Ontology annotation, biological process: mRNA splicing, via spliceosome. Gene Ontology annotation, cellular component: U4/U6 x U5 tri-snRNP complex. The transcript has 2 exons.
CCCUGUCCUUGGCCACCCUGUACUUAAUAUCGCAUCGAAGAUAUUUUUCACCGAAAAAAAAUACAUCUGUGUGUUUUCGCUGAUUCGCUGAUUUAAAGAAUCGAGGAAUGUGCCAAGCCGUUGGUAAAUAACCAUUACUUUUUAGUCCGACCCAUUUAAUUGCGAAUUAUGUCGUCCAUUAUCACGCGCAAGGAUGGCGAAGUCGACGACCGCAAAUUGUCCAAAAAGCGCGCUGCCGCCUCCGAAUCCAGUGGCCUCGAAGCGCCCAAGAAAUCCCGCUUCGAUGUCCUGGACAAGAAUGGUGCUGGUGGCGCCGACCACAAGGAGGCGGAUGCGGCUGCGGCUGCAGCCGCCUCGCUGAGCUCCACGCAGAUCAAGCUGAUGAUGGCCCAUGCCCAGCGGGAAAUCGAGGAACGCAAGCGGGCACUGAGUAAUCUGCGGGACAAGGAUCCCCUGCUGGCGUCGGUGCCCUCGAUCGGCAUGCCCGUGGCCCUGGCCACCCAGGCGCUGUCCAAGAAGCCCACGCCCGAGGACUCGGAGAAGGCCAGAAAGAUCGCCGAGCUGCAGGCGCAGAUCAGGGCCAAGCUCACCGGCAAUCUGGCCAACUUGAUUCAGCCCACGGCAGUGGCGGCCGCAGCUGCAGCCGCUGCCCAGGCGCAGGAGCGGCCCAAGCCGCUGAUCCUCGACGAGGAGGGGCGCACUGUGGACAAGAGCGGACGUACGAUCAAUAUACCCACAGUGACACCCACGCUCAAGGCCAACAUUCGGGCCAAAAAGCGUGAGGUGUUCCAGCGCCAAACGGGCCUGGGGGAACGCGGUGAGUCCGCCACGUCGGCCCAGGAUGAGGCCAUCAAGUACUUUGAUGACCGCAUUGCCCAGAAGCCCACCGUUCGAAACAAAAGGACACUGCGGUUCCACGAGCCCGGCAAAUUCCAGCAGCUAGCCGAACGGAUGCGCAUGAAGAGCCAGCUGGAGCGGCUGCAGAACGAGAUAUCGCAAAUAGCCCGGAAGACGGGCAUCUCGUCGGCCACCAAGCUGGCACUGAUUGCGCCCAAGCAGGACAUGCCCGACGAUGUGCCCGCCAUGGAGUGGUGGGACUCAGUCAUACUCACCCAGGAUCUGGAGACGCUGGACGAGGCAAGCGGUAAGAUAAGCAUUCGCCAGACAGCCAUAAGCAACCUCAUAGAGCACCCCACACAAAUGAAGCCGCCAAAUGAGCCCAUGAAGCCGGUGUACCUACCCGUAUUCCUCACCAAAAAGGAGCGCAAGAAGCUGCGACGUCAGAACCGUCGGGAGGCCUGGAAGGAGGAGCAGGAGAAGAUCCGCCUGGGUUUGGUCGCCCCACCAGAACCCAAGCUGCGCAUAUCGAAUCUAAUGAGAGUGCUGGGCUCGGAAGCCGUGCAGGACCCCACCAAAAUGGAGCAGCAUGUGCGCGAGCAGAUGGCCAAGCGGCAGAAGGCGCACGAGGAUGCCAACAAUGCGCGCAAGCUGACCAGCGAGCAGAAGAGCGAGAAGAAGCAGCGCAAGCUGAAGGAGGACACCAGCUGCGGCGUGCAUGUGAGCGUGUAUCGCAUCCGAGAUCUGCAGGACAACCAGAGCAAGAAGUUCAAAGUGGAGACCAACGCCAAGCAGCUGCAGAUGACCGGCAGCGUGGUGUUGUUCCGCGAUUGCUGUGUGGUCGUCGUGGAGGGCGGCCCCAAGCAGCAGAAAAAGUAUCGCCGACUUAUGCUGACGCGCAUCAAGUGGGAGGAGGACUUGGCCAAGGGCAACGACGGCCAGGAUGUGCCCAACUCGUGCGUGCUCGUCUGGGAGGGAACUAGUCAGCGCCGCCACUUCGGCGAGAUCAAGUUUAAGAUCUUUCCCAUGGAGAAAAUGGCCCGCGAGUUUUUCCAGAAGCACCAGGUCGAGCACUACUGGGAUCUGGCCUAUUCAGGGGCCGUACUUGAGGCCUCCACGGAUCAGCAGUAGGAGGUCGCUGGCAAUGCGACCAAAAGCAUUUUAGGAUUUACUAGUUACCGUACUACAAAUUCACUUUCGAAAAGACACAAGUCUGAAUUGAUGUUUUGAAGCGCUACGCAUUUGAUAUGUUAUCUGUCUCGGAGCCUUUCGGAACCUUUUGGAAGUGCAAAAACUAUUAAUAAAUGUUUUUUCAGGACUCUAAA